UAUCCCGUUAAGAACAGAUGGUAUAACGUCAUACCAUCAGUUCACCUGCCCCGUGUUGCGGGGGUGGCAGCAAGCGGCAGCGGCACACAAAUCAACACCGUUGUCGCUCGCAAUGGAAGGCCAACAGAUCGGCCAUGAGCAAGGGUCACACGAAGGAUCGGAAAGGCGCACUUUCUCACAGAUCCAUAAGCACACGACUUUGGCGCUACCAACAAGGACGCCACCUUAACGAACUCAACAUCAGGCACCCUAGUGUCAGAGCCAAAUUCUGCGCUCCUCUUGCUGUCUCUUACAAGUCUUCUCCAAAGACCACUGUCAUUACGUCACUCUGCUUCGGGUCAUCCCUAGCGCUGGUAACCACGACUGUCAUAGAGAUGGACAAAGCCUUGCCAAGGACAGUCUUGCAGUCAGAAUCUGCAGGGUGGAGGCGUCAAGUAAGCUUCCGUGGUAGGACAGGUUAGACCCACAAGUCAGGCGCAACAUUCUGCCUAUGUUCAGCUCAUGAUCUUGAGGGAAGAUGCUCUUACAUGCUCCACACCGUACCGGAGACUUCGAGCGGCACGCCCAUGUUUUGAUUUGCGCAUGCUUUUCUAAUAUACACUGAUGUAAUUUAGAGAUGUUCAAUAACCC
Messenger RNA from Tilletiaria anomala UBC 951, 630 nucleotides. RefSeq lists its product as uncharacterized. NCBI's taxonomy places the organism in Eukaryota, Fungi, Basidiomycota, Exobasidiomycetes, Georgefischeriales, Tilletiariaceae. The record is from RefSeq and is a predicted model, not a curated record. The transcript has a single exon. Bases 135 to 461 code for a protein of 108 amino acids.